Dermacentor albipictus is the source of this 4955-nucleotide messenger RNA. RefSeq names its product SNAP associated protein (gene Snapin). Gene Ontology annotation, biological process: lysosome localization; endosome to lysosome transport; regulation of synaptic vesicle exocytosis. Gene Ontology annotation, molecular function: SNARE binding. The record is from RefSeq and is a predicted model, not a curated record. NCBI's taxonomy places the organism in Eukaryota, Metazoa, Arthropoda, Arachnida, Ixodida, Ixodidae. Gene Ontology annotation, cellular component: BORC complex; synaptic vesicle; BLOC-1 complex.
UUGUAUAGGUGUUCUGUGGUGUUGGUUUAGACAACGUUUAGAGUAUCACAAACAUGGACGAUAGUGAGAAUACAACUUCGAUUGAUGAUCGCAGUGAAGCAUAUUCAGAAGCAUCUGCCAGAGACUGUUUAGCUGAAGGCAUAAUUGGCCUUCUGCUUCCAACUGUGGAGCAAAUAGACGAACGAGUGAGGUCCACAAGGAUCAGUCAGCUAGAGCUUCGACAACAUAUUGACGCUUUGGCAGAAGACCUUCGGGCAUUGUCCGAAAACCAGCAGAUACCCUAUGACCUCGACAGCUAUGUCAAGAAACUUGUAAAUGCGAAAAGGAGAGUAGUGCUCGUCAACAGUAUCCUUCAGAACACCCAGGAACGUCUGAACAGAAUCAACCAGAGCAUCACCCGUGAAAAUGAGAGACGUACAGCACUCUUGGAGCCACAAGUUUCUACACCAAGCGAAGGAUAGCUCUAUGUACUGUCUACUGUGUUAUUAUAUUGCAACAUUCCUUGCAAUCAAUAUCCGUUCCACAUCAAAGCAUAUACCUCUUUAACGAAUACAUCCUUGUCAUUUCUUGUGCAGUGCACAGCAUUAACAUGAAGACAUGUUAACUGUAACAAGAUAUUUUAAUUGAGUACAAGCAUACCAGUGUGUGUAGACUUGUUUGGCUUUGCAGUUGGAUUGACAAAUUCACCAAUGAAGAGUGUGCUGCAUUAGUUGACUGUACAAGUAGUCAUUUUGCAUCGUUGGAAGAAACUGAAGAUCCUUGUGUCGAUGAUCAUUUGUGUUGUGCACAUGUUGAGUUGUGCAGCCAAAGCUACAUCUGAAACAAGUGUGGGGCCUCUGGUUUUGCCCGUAAUACACCAGCCCAUGCACCAAACUGCUGACUAGUUUCAGCUAGAAACAGUUCUAUUGUAAUAAUCAGUAGGCUCUCUGAAAUAGAUGGCACAAUAUGCACUUAGCUUAGCAGCUUCUCAACAGUGUUUACAAUGGAGAAUCUUGACAAAAGAGUCUGACAUGCUAGGCCGAAGAUUGCGAGCUCUUGCCUACCACUGUAAGCAUUAAAAAGUAACCUGGAAAUUCAAAAUAUACAGACUUUUGUGCAUUAGGUGUUCGAAAUUCUUUACUGUUACAAUUGGUUAGGUGGACAAAUGUUACCUUUCUUUUUUUAGCUGUCAGCAGGUGAUGCCUUUUAGAUUCACCAUAAAGCUUUUUUUCUUUGGUGUUUUAGUUGGACAACUGCACAUUUAUUUUGGCUGUUUAUUAUUUUCUGUGCUAGAAAAAAAGCAUUCAUUGUGAAAUUUGAAGUGCACACAACAGACAAGGACGCAGAGAAGGUUAUUACUUAUCAACUAGGUUACUUACCAACUUACCCAACUAUCAGUUCUGCUGAAUGCAAGAAAAUCAUGUUUUUGUAAAAAGGAAGGCAACUAACUUUGAGGCAAAUUUGAAAUAUGAAAGAUCAUUGCCAUCAGGGUUUUUCCACUAUUUCCAGCUAGCCAAUUUGCUUAGUAAGAAGACCCGAAUCGUUUCGGACUAGGGGUUCACUCAUACUUGAAUACAUGAAUAAGAUAUGGCAAAUCAGUUAUGCGGAAUCCCGCAAGGUAGAGGAAGCAUUAUGAAAGGCAAAAAAAUUUCAUCCACCUAAAUGUAGCAUGAAGCUAUAAAGGAAACCCAUAUGCAUUUCUCAGAAAGAAUGUGUCGCACUUGAAGAAAAAUUCAUUCUUGUCAGGGAUUCAAACCCGGGACCAACACCUUUCUAGGGCAGUCUCUCUGCCAUCUGAGCUAACCAGGAGGCUAGCAGAUCGCAGCAAGAGGGUGAAUUAAUUGCCAACUCGAAGCAUAAGGACACUGAAUAUGGCAAAUCAGUUCUGCGGAAUCCCGCAAGGUGGAGGAGGUAUCAUGAAAGGGAAAAAUUGUCAUCCACUGGAAUGUAGCAUGAAGCUGGUACAGUAACAUAGCUUCAAUCGACAACAGAUCAACAUGCAGGCCCUUGGCGGUGUAAUAGUAAAGCAUGUAGCAACAGAAAAUAAAAACAUGCUUAUUAAGGCAAAAAGAGCAUGCCAUCCUAGCUGUUAGCUUUGCUUGCUAAUAAAUGUCAAGAACUCCAGAGCGCAAAUCCCUUCACAAAUUAGCGUGAAGGAACAAAGGUUGUCCAUGGACUUGGGCUUCAGUAGAGUGUAUCAUUCGUGCAUGAUGUAUCCUACAGCACUGAAGUUGCCCUCGCUGCUGGCGCUUUUAGCUCGAAUCACCAAGAUCUUUCAUACAAGUUUGUCAAGUUUCAGGUAGUUACUUUCUUUGCCUUUCCAAUACUUAAGUUCUGAUUCUGAGCACGCGCUUAACGAUUGAGCACGCAGGUACUCGCUAAUUUCAUCCUGAUCAUGCGCUGUGAUUGAGCACGCAGGUACUCCCUAAUUUCACCAUGGUCAUGCGCUGUGUUGUCAUCAUUGUCGCACCGCUCACUGAAUGGUUCCAUGUGCUGAAUUGUUGCAGGGUGCUCUUUGGACUUACUGCGUCGUGUUGGAAACUCAAACGAUUCUGUCAACUGCCUCGCAUGUGCGUGCACCUCGUUGCACACUUAUGGCGAAAGCAUUUGCAGGUGCUUGAAUUGAGCCCACAGAAAAGUUGUGACUUUAUGAUGCACGGCCAAGUUUACUUUGGCAGUCAAAAAAUUUCAUGUGCGUAAUUAAAUCUUUGUUAUUGCCAUUGUUUUUGCUGAAGUAUUGCAUGGCCUCUCAAGGCUUGCAAUUUUUGCCAUAUGCAAUAUGGCAAGUGCAGCAAUGGACAUCUAUCGGCCCCAAGUGCACACAAAGCAUCUUGAAAUGGUCCCAGAAAAGUGAUCAGAACCCUCACCGUAUUCUUGUUAAUGGCUUAUGUAGCAUCAGGAUUCCUCGUUUCAAGCAGCACUUCUAUAUUUUCAAAUUGGUGGAACACAGAUCAGAGCAUCGCAAGUUUGGAGUUCCAUCAUGUUGGAACCUCCUGUAAUACUCCGUCGCUGAGUUGACUGGCUGAUCUACUUUAUUUGAGGAAUUGGACAAGACAUUUUACAUUCUGCAAGUUCUCAUAGAUUGAAGUGGCCUCUUCUGCCAUGAAUUCCUUGGCAAAAGUGUUGCAGAGGACAGUGUUCAGAAAGUGGGCAUAACUUCUAUGGUAGAGCUGUAAAGCGCAAAUAAUGUUCAUGCCCUGGUCGGUGACAAAUAUCACCUUGGCCAAGGCAUAUGCCUGGUUUGGCAAACCAACACAACAGCUCUUUCCAGAUGCUCUUGCUGCUUUUUUUCUCACUUGGGAAAGCACAUGUGAAGAGCACGUACGAGUGUAGCUUCCAUUUGUCAUGAUGUAAGUGCGGUAGCGGUUGUGAAAGAAAUUUUUCUGUAAUCAUCUGUCCGCAUGCCUGUCAUGAUUGUGCACUGGCUCUCAUUUAUAGUUGCCAGAAGUUCAGGCAUGAGCUAGCACCUUACAUUUGCAGCAAGUUCUCCUACUUUUGUUGCAGCUAUUGUAGAAUGAGGGAGGAUGUUUCCUGCAUGUAAAGCUCCAUGACGCGCACCACUAUGCAUUAGUUCUUCGGCUAGCUUCACAAAUCCCCACAUACAGUGUCGUAAGGGCAUAAAUCUUGAGUUAAAAAGCAUGCUAUGCAAAUGAAAAAUUUUCUUUCAUAGUUCUGGAACAAGUGCGCUUGUGUGUUUUAAAUACUUUGUUAUACUUGCCUUUUCUGGACAUUCCACUGCUUUACAUGGGUGCCUGUGCAGGUCUGAAUCGCCACUUUUUUAUGAAGCGUAGGCUAUGCAUCGCACUUAUCCAACAGGCGCUAGUGUUGCACUGUCCACCACAAGAUCAAACUUGUCUCACACGGCACUCUUGGCAUUGAAUUUUCAAACCAGUUUAUUAGCCCCAAGAAUGGCCUACAGGGGCGCUGCGAGUGCCACUCACGUGAUGUCAGGGCAUGGACCCAUAACUGCCGUCUGCUGCAGUUCUGGUCAUGUCCGGGCGCGUUCUGCAGUGUUUCUGUCUGUUCGUUAUGCUUGCAUACUUAUGGCGGUUGUCUCAAAUAUAUUUUUACGUCUUCAUUAGCGAAAAUUAAUUUGAAGAGCUUAUUUCCUAGACCACAAUAUAUUUCUCGAAGGUAAUGCUACAGUGCCAGCCAUAGAAGUUCAGACCAGCUCAUUGAGUUUUUCAUGCGUGGAUUUGCACUUUGCAGUGGUAGCUCACGUGAAUCAUAAAAGCAUAACCGCAAGAACAGUACAUAAGAAUCCGGUUAGGGAUAUAAUACCUGCCGUGAUGCAACAAGCAUCUCACAAAUGCUGGCUAUAUAUGACUUCCACAACAUUUACCUUGAAUUUAUAUGCUAAAACAUGUUUGCUCACGAUGAGUAGUUCAUGGUAUAAUAUCGAAUUUUGCAUUUCUUCACAUAAACGCUCGGCAGUAACACGAGAACUUAACACUGCAGUUUUCUACAAGGCACCACUUGUUUCUUUAACUGCGUCUGAAAAUUGGAAAUUGGGCUGUUAUUCACGGUUAAUCUUAAGCAGCGGUAAAUUGAAGUAAUGGUAAUUGAGGCCUACAGCUGUUUGCAGCAUACAGAAAGGAACGUACCAAUAUUGAUUCCCUUUUCCAUGCUACGCGUUCAACUCACUUGAGCAAUUUACUGGUGAUUUUUGAUUGAGGAAAAGACAUGACGAAUCUGUUUGGCGAACUGGCACAGGCUGCUCGGCCCACAUUUUUGAGUGAAAUACGCCUUUUGGACCGUAUGGCUGCAGCCAGAAAGAAGCCGAAGCCUCAUUCAUUAGUAAUGUUGAAGAUAUAAUUAUUCCCCGCUGGAGAUCAAACAUCAAGUAAAUUCAUGUGAGGCUUGUAGUGUCUUGCUUAUGAGGCAGGUAUGCGAGUUUUUCUUUUAUGUGCUGACAAAGUGAAUAGUUCUGUGUGUGUAAAAUUAAACAUGCAGGAUCGAGACAUGGUGAGGCAAAA